AUGGCCAAACCUGCUGCAUCUGCAAAGGGCAAAAAAUCAAACGAGGAAGUGUUCGCUGGGUUUCAAACUCUACGGAGUGAACAGAGACAACUAGCAAAUAAGAUUUCAGAGUUGGAAAUGGAUCUAAAUGAACACAAAAUAGUCAUAGAAACUCUUCGGGGUGUGGACAAGAGUCGUAAGUGCUUCCGAAUGGUUGGUGGUGUUCUAGUAGAGCGCACAGUAGCUGAAGUACUUCCUGAAUUAGAAAACAACUGUGAACAAUUGCCUAAAGCACUUAAUGCAUUGGAAGAUCAACUUACGAAGAAAGGUCGAGAAAUUAAUGAGUACAUCGAGGUUCAUGAUAUUCGCUUACAGCGGGUCGACCGUGAUCCAACGGAAGCUGAGCCUGAGCAGCCUUCGAAGUCAAAUGUUCUGGUUGCAAGUGGUUGA
This is a messenger RNA of Arctia plantaginis, 429 nucleotides long. Lineage: Eukaryota; Metazoa; Arthropoda; Insecta; Lepidoptera; Erebidae. The record is from the annotation of a GenBank genome assembly.